This is a messenger RNA of Knipowitschia caucasica, 2346 nucleotides long. The record is from the annotation of a GenBank genome assembly. Lineage: Eukaryota; Metazoa; Chordata; Actinopteri; Gobiiformes; Gobiidae.
AUGGGGUUUCUUCUGCUGGCCCUGACUCUGAGCUACUGGAGUUACAGCGUGGAGGGAUCCUGUUCCGAUGGCAGCUCAGUGACUUGUGACCAGUGUCUGCAGCUCAGUCCCCUGUGCGCCUGGUGCAAGCAGGAGAACUUCACAGACUGGUUUUCAAUGGGGGAAAGAUGUGACACACUGGAUAAAUUAUUAGAAAAGGGUUGUGCCAAGAGCCAGGUGGAGUUCCCAGUCUCCAGGGGACAGAUUCUCCGGGACAGGUCCCUGGGGAAGAAGACAAACAGCACCAACAGCACACAGAUCUCCCCACAAAAGAUGAGCCUCAACCUCCGCCCUGGCAGCCAUGUUACUUUCCAAGUAAAAGUGCAGCACACAGAGGACUAUCCCGUGGAUGUAUACUAUCUAAUGGAUCUGUCCGCCUCCAUGAUCGACGAUUUGAAGAUGAUCAAGGAACUGGGGUCUUCGUUGUCCAAAGAAAUGGAAAAACUCACAAGUAAAUUUCGAAUGGGCUUUGGCUCUUUUGUGGAGAAACCUGCCCUACCCUUUAUCAAGAUCACUAAAAAGGCGCUAGACAACCCUUGCAGUAGCGCCAGUUCUUGGUGCCUGCCAACGUUUGGAUAUAAACACGUCCUUUCUCUGACGAGUAGCACCGGCCAGUUCAACGAGAUUGUGGCACAGCAGCAUGUCUCUGGUAACAUUGACAGUCCGGAAUGCGGUUUUGAUGCAGUUAUGCAGGCGGCAGUGUGUGGGGAGAGGAUUGGCUGGAGAAACGAUUCAAUGCGUCUGUUGGUGUUUGUGAGUGACGAGGACUCGCAUUUUGGAAUGGACAGUAAAAUGGCUGGUAUCGUUGUCCCCAAUGAUGGACAAUGUCACCUGAACUCUGACAAUGAGUAUUACAUGUCAACAAAGCAGGAGUAUCCAACCCUGGGUCAACUGAUUGAUAAGGUGGUGGAGAAUAACAUCUUGCUAAUAUUUGCAGUAACAAAAAAUCAGAUAAGCAACUAUAAGAACUAUGCAAACCUCAUACCUGGAGCUACAGUGGGAGUCCUGGCUGAAGACUCAAAGAACAUCCUGGAGCUGAUAGUAACAGCAUACAAAGAGCUGCGUUCGGAGGUUGAGUUGGAAGUUCUUGGAGACACUGAGGAUCUGCAAAUGUCUUUCACUGUCAUCUGUCCAAACGGGACAAUCGCCCCAGACAUGAAACGCUGCUCAAACGUCAAACCUGGAGAAACGGUGGUGUUCAAUGUGACAGUAGGCCUCCCCAGCUGCCUCUCUGUCCCCCGUCACUUCUCGCUCAAACCGGUGGGACUUCAGGACUCUCUGGACAUAGAACUGGACUCUCUCUGCGACUGCAACUGUGGCCCGCCCCCGGACUCCAACAGCAGCCAGUGCACCUCGGGACAGGGGGCUUUCCAAUGCGGCGUCUGUGUGUGUCAGCCUGGCUUCAUGGGAGUCAACUGUGAAUGUAAUGAGGAGAGGGCUUUGUUGGGGGACUGCGCGGCCGGCGAUGAUGCAGAGAUAUGCAGUGGACAGGGCCAGUGCUACUGCGGACAGUGUGUGUGUCACACUUCCAGCUUUGGACGCAUCUACGGAGCCUACUGCCAGUGCGACAAUUACUCUUGUGUUCGCUUCCGAGGGGAGCUGUGCGGAGGCCAUGGCCUGUGUGACUGUGGAGAGUGCCACUGUGACCCUGGUUGGACUGGAGAAUACUGCAACUGCAGCAGCAGCACAGACACCUGCCUGUCUGAGGACGGGACCCUCUGCAGCGGCCGCGGGAGCUGCGAGUGUGGCCAGUGUGUGUGCUCUGUCCCAGCAGCGUCAGGGGACAGGUGUGAGAAGUGCCCCACAUGCGGAGACGCCUGUAGCUCUGCAAGGAGCUGUGUCGAGUGCCACCUCCAACCAGAAGAGGACACUGAGCUCUGUGCCCAAAAGUGCAGCUCCCACAAGAUUUCUAUAAACACAUCAGCAGAUUAUGACCAAGACGCCAUGAAAUGCACUUUGAUGACGGAUUCCGAGUGCUGGAUCUCCUUCUAUGUGACAGGAAGUGAGCUAGGGACCAAUGCCUUCGAUCUUCAGAUGUAUGGUUGCCCAGAGCCUCCAAACAUUCCCAUGAUUAUCCUGGGAGUGUCUCUGUCUGUGGUCUGCAUUGGUCUGAUCCUUCUGGCCGUGUGGAAGGUGCUGGUAUCCGUCCAUGACCGUAAAGAGGUGGCAAAGUUUGAAGCUGAAAGAGCAAAGGCAAAAUGGCAGACGGGGACCAAUCCUCUUUUCAAAAGUUCAACAUCAACAUUCAAGAACGUCACUUACAAGAGCUCAGCCAGAGAAAAGAUUAUAACAAUGGAUACCUGCUGA